Molecule: messenger RNA, 2890 nt
Organism: Lineus longissimus
Lineage: Eukaryota; Metazoa; Nemertea; Pilidiophora; Heteronemertea; Lineidae
Exons: 17
Coding region: 26-2719 (897 amino acids)
Biological process (GO): telomere capping; regulation of telomere maintenance via telomerase
Cellular component (GO): nuclear telomere cap complex; chromosome, telomeric region
Molecular function (GO): G-rich strand telomeric DNA binding; telomerase inhibitor activity
Source: RefSeq, a predicted model, not a curated record
GGCGGUAACGAGUAAGAGGGAAGUAAUGGUCAAGUCUCUAAAUGAUUUAAAUCUCACUGGUCUAUUCUCUUUCUAUGGUGUGGUCACCUUCAUCAAGGUUCCUCAAAAAACAAGAGGGCCAGACUAUAGCAUGACUCUCCGAGUCACAGAUCCAACAUGGAAGGAUGACCCCCUAUGCUGCCUCCUUUUUGGGAAGACCUUGGAAUUUUUCCCCAAAGUUGAAAGACCUGGAGAUCUUGUGCGAUUCCAUCGAGUCAGAAUGAGCAGAUAUAAUGGGAAGCUACAAUGCCAAUCAGCGCCAGGUUUUGCUGCAGUCGUUUUCAAGGAUGGUUUGAGUGAUCCUAUCGCUACAACCAAACAUUUUUCCUUUGCUGAUGAAGAAAAGAAAAUUGUGAAAAACCUCCAAGAAUGGGCAAGGAAACAAACAUUUGCAUUUGCUGGUGCCAGACUCCCUGGUCCACCUGACCAUGAUGAUUAUACCAUUGACUGUAUUGCGAAUAUCAAGAUGAAGAAGUAUUUUAAUCUAAAGUGUCAGGUUAUAGCGAUAAGGGAGUUUGAUGACACUCAGGUUAACUUCAAGGUGUGGGAUGGUACGAAACCUCCGAAACGGACAGGUGAACCUGGCAAGGAUUUGUCGGUGCCAGUGGCUGAGAUGCUACCGGUUACUCACCCAGAACUCUUGUGGGAAGAAGAUUUGAAGAAAGGUCUUAAAGAUUUGCAGAAAUACAUUGUGGAUGUGACAGUAUUUGAUGAUCAUGUUCCAGCCUCUUUGAAAAUCAAGCCAGGAGAUUUCAUACAAUUUACGAAUCUUCAUUCCCUGGUUCCGGCAAGUAAAUGGGGUAUGCCUGCUGCCCCCCACAUUGAGCUUUGUUUACAUUACGGCAAGACGUUCAACCGUGGAUUACAGCCGUUGACUGCUGAGGAAUCAAAAAUGCUCGAGGAGAGAAUGAAGCCUAUUUUGAAAAGCAGAAGAGGAAACACAAAUGAUGAUGGAACUCCCCGAACUAGAACAUUGGUAAAAUCUCCAACGAUGUCGGAAUUUUCAGUCAAUACGUAUUUCAACUUCAGGUGUCAGGUUGUGGCAAUGUGGCAUAUGUCUCCCACCCAAGUUGUCUUGAAGGUCGUUGACGGCACCAAACCACCAGCUCAUCUGACGUUUUUAGAGGUGAUGCCAAAUGAUCCCGAAGAUGUAACAUGGUUUGAGGAGGCAAGAUAUUGUGUUGGUGGCCACACACUGGACAUAUCCAUCUUUGAUGACCAUGCUGAACAAAUUGAUAAAAUAGAUAUUAAGCCUGGUGAGCUUGUCUUGUUGAGGAACCUCCAUGUCUUCCUUCCGAAAAAGAAAGAUGGCCAACCAGAUGGUGCAUCUGCCGAAGCAAUCGAGAUAUGUCUACACGGAGGAAAAUCCCAUAACCGAGGGCUGUUCAGGACUAUGCCAUCAGCUGGAUUAGAAAUCAUACGGAGAGUUGAAUUUCUCAUGAAGAAGCUGUCCGGUCAGUUAAGUGACAGUUGCUUUGAUCAAAGCCAGAGCCAAUCCCAGCACCCAAGUCAAGAAAACGCUGUGAAUCCUGAACAGGUGGUCAAAGACAGCCAGGAGCCUAGCACAAGCUGGCUGGGCCCUUCCCCAAGGAAACGCGCCAAGAUUUUCAUGGAGCCAUCAGACUUUAGGUGUAAGACUACAGUGGAAGAGAGCCUCGAGGUUGACAGUGAACCAUCCGUAAGAACCACAAGAUCGUCUGCUGAAAAAUCGAUUCACGACUCUGCGAAGAAAUUAGAUGCGAAGGAAAACGAUCGUUUGGUUCGUCUGAAGUCUCCUGCAGCAAAACGGACGGACAGACCUGUUGUGUCUGAUUAUGAGCAGACGGACAAAUCUUCUACAAGAAAAGCACUUUCAGAACCAUUGCCGUCCAGUCAGUUGGCUGUGUCUACUAUAGCCAAGUGUACAAAGCUACGGAAGGAUGGAAACUUCGACAAACUGAUCAGAAUCAAAGCUCGUGUUGCUGACAUUUCAACUGAAUAUGCAUCAAAAGCCUUCAUAUUAUUUUGCAAGAACUGUAAUUUCAUGUCCCAUUUUCCUCAGAAGCAACACCGCCUCAUUCCUUCAUCCAACUCUGAUGCCAGAACAAAGAUUCUUGACGACAUCUUUGCAUCUGUAGCAACUGAUCACCAACAGGAAUUGGUCUACUAUGAACUGAAAUGUGCCAGUGUUGAUGACUUCGAACUUUUGCAAGAUAUGCUGUUUAUCAGGAAGGCUAAGAGGAUGUUCGAACCGGGAGAAAGGCUUACUGGUACAUCAGUAUGCCAUGGUGCUUGGAUGGAAGUUAUGAAUGCCCAGCAACAACAAUCAGAUGGUUCAGUGAAAUAUGUGUGUCCAAUAUGUUCUGAUGGCCAGUCAGCAGGAAGUUUAUUGAACCGGAUGUUUCUGGUGACGUUUACUGUUCACGACUUCAGUGGAGACAUGCAAGUUGCCUGGAUUAAAAACAUGGACAAGUUCUACAGGCAACCGGACUUGGAUGACACCCCAACACCUGAGGAUCUGACGAAAGCCUACACGUUACUUUCCACGAUGACGUCACUGGAUAAACCAUUAUUUGAGCGCCCUCUUUUAGACCUGACACUAGAAUUGAUGAAGAAGGACGACGAAACACAAGCAGGGGCUAAAAUUGUCAAGUGUUGUGGUCGGUCUAUUAAUAUGACACUAAACAGUGACACUGAAUGAACCGGGUGUUUCAGAAAAUUACUAAUGAAAUUUUGCCAAUGUGCUAACUGGAUAAACCAUUAUCGGGGCAACCUUUCGUGGUCUUGAUGGACUUCUGCUGAUGGAGGACCAAGACUAUUCUGCAUUUUAUGUCAAUGUUCAUACAUUAUGCAUUUCAAACUUUAUAUUUAA